AUGUCUCGAAAUCAUAUUAACCAUAUAUUGCAGCUAUCCGUAGAGGAAAGCAAGCGUUUUGUAGAUUCCUUUGAGACUGUGUUGCUGGAUUGUGACGGCGUACUUUGGACGAUAUUCGAUUCGAUCGAUGGCGCGAGGACAGCUCUGGAGCUCUUUCAGACACACGGCAAACGGAUCAAACUCAUCACGAACAACAGCGUCCGAUCAUUUGCCAGCUACCGGCAGCAAAUGGCCGAGCUGGGGUUUGAUCUGCAAGAGUCGGACAUUAUACACCCGGCCAGAUCAGUGGUUCAAUACCUUCGUAGGUGCAACUUUGAUGGACUGAUUUACUGCCUGGGGACGGAACACUUUAAAUCCACACUACGCCAGGCCGGAUUUCAGCUAAUUGAUGGCCCAACACAACCGGUACCCGAAUCGUUUCAUCAAAUAUUAGCCACCGUGCAUGAUGGGGCCGAAGUGAAAGCGAUCGUGAUUGAUGUGGACUUUAACGCCAGUUAUCCCAAACUAAUGAGGGCGGAAAUGUACUUGAAACAGAACACAGACUGUGUGCUGAUUGCCGGUGCGUCCGACAGGACGAUCCACGUGAAGCCUGACUGCAACGUGAUUGGUCCUGGGUGGUUUGUGGAAAUUUUGGAGAAAACCGCUGGCCGGCGAGCGGUUAUGCUUGGUAAACCCGGUUAUCAUCUGCGCGCUGGUGUUCUGCAGGAGUGCGGUGUAGAGCAACCUUCCAAAACAUUGCUCAUUGGGGACAUGCUUGAGCAGGAUAUGGCGUUUGCAUCGUUGUGCGGAUUUCAAAAGCUGCUGGUUCUCUCAGGUGUUACCACAAAACAGCAAAUGCAACUUGCGAAACAUACUGCAGAAGAACCCGAUUAUUACGCGGAUAGCAUUAAAGAUUUUGCCGCGUUGUUCGAAAAAAUAAAUGCUUUUUAA
This is a messenger RNA of Anopheles nili, 930 nucleotides long. RefSeq lists its product as uncharacterized. The transcript is spliced from 2 exons. The record is from RefSeq and is a predicted model, not a curated record. Gene Ontology annotation, cellular component: cytoplasm. Gene Ontology annotation, molecular function: phosphatase activity. NCBI's taxonomy places the organism in Eukaryota, Metazoa, Arthropoda, Insecta, Diptera, Culicidae. The coding region runs from base 1 to 930 and encodes 309 amino acids.